Messenger RNA from Cephus cinctus (wheat stem sawfly), 343 nucleotides. RefSeq lists its product as uncharacterized. Bases 14 to 343 code for a protein of 109 amino acids. The transcript has 2 exons. NCBI's taxonomy places the organism in Eukaryota, Metazoa, Arthropoda, Insecta, Hymenoptera, Cephidae. The record is from RefSeq and is a predicted model, not a curated record.
UACAGAUGAAAUCAUGUCGAUAGCAUCGGCCGCUAGCGAUCGCAGUGUCUACGGCGAUGAUGAUGAUGAUGACCGCUCCACCAUGUCCAGCGCUUCUAACGAGCGCUAUCAAUUUGUAGAGCCGUUGGAGGUUGCUGGCUACGAUAACCAUAUUGCAUCGGACAACGCACGAUCUCCGCAGGAGCACGACGACGCUGAAGAACCGAUGCUAUGGGUUCGUAGGAACGGCGUGUAUGAGGUAGCGGAUACCGACGAAGCGGCCGAUGCAUUGGCGGGGCGCGAUGGGGCCCCGAGCGCAGCGGCUACCCUCGAGGAAGGUAACGUAGAAAGAGAUAUUCUUUAA